Molecule: messenger RNA, 1280 nt
Organism: Closterium sp. NIES-67
Lineage: Eukaryota; Viridiplantae; Streptophyta; Zygnematophyceae; Desmidiales; Closteriaceae
Source: the annotation of a GenBank genome assembly
UUCACACCGCCUCACCUCCACGGUGUCGUCUUGUUGGGAGUUAGCGUAAUCCCAACCAGGUGUUAUCGCUGGCCCGUUUUGCUUCUCACUCUCCUCCCGCUUGGCUAACCCUAGACGAGCGACUUGCAGAGUGCUUUUGCUCUCAGAGUGAGCCGCUGGUAGCAUGGCGCGGAAAGGAAGAGUCCCGGAAGCGCAAAGAAGCGCGGGGGAGGUGGAGACGCAGGCGGAAGCGGAGGCGGAGUUGGAGGGAGGCUCGGCAAGGGCGGAGGCGGCGGGAAGGGGACGCGCGGGGAUCCGAACAUGGGGUUGACUCGUGAAGACUUUGAGGACGAGAUCGACGACUUUCACAAGCAACGGGAUAUCAUUCCUCUUAACGCGGAUGAUGAUUUCGAGGAGGAUGAUGACAAUAUCGAGGCUGAUCUUAAUGCGGCUGUUAUGGACAUCAAGGGAGCCGAGGAGAGCGAGGAGGAUGACGAGGACGGUUUUGAUGAUGAUGAUGAUUUUGACGAGGAUGUGGAGGCGGAUAUGCAGCUAUCAGGCCUCGCUGCUAAGAUGGAGAAGCAAGCCAAGUAUAUGAGGAUGAAGCUUGGGGGAGUGAAGGAGGAUGAGGAGGACGAGGGGGAGGAGGACGAGGGGAUGAGGAGGAAGGGGAGGGGGCGCUUUGGGGGCAGAAGAAGCGGCAAUACUACAGCGCGGAUAAUGUGGACUAUGAGGGAGGGGGCGGCAGUGGUGGAGCGAGUGGUGAAGGACGUGAGUCUGCUAACUAAAGAGGAGCAGAUGGCGGCACUCAUGAGCGAUGCCCCUGAGCUGGUGGGCCUGCUGUCUGACCUCAAGACCACCCUCAAGGAGCUCAACACUAAAGUGCUGCCGCUGCUGCAGCAGGUGCGGGAGGGGGAGUACGCAACGGAGAACGGAGUAUCCUACCUGGAGGCGAAGCACGGUCUGCUGCUGCACUACUGCUGCUGCCUGCUCUUCUUCCUGCUUCUCAGGGCGGAGGCAAGCCAGUGAGGGACCAUCCUGUGGUCUCACGACUCGUGGAACUCAGGCUCUUUUUGGAAAAGAUCCGCCCCAUCGACAAGAAGCUUCAGUACCAGAUCGAGAAGCUUCUCAAGCUGGCCUCAUCGGCCAAUCGCAGCGCGCCAUCUGGCUCGGCAGCAGCAACUGCAGCAGGAGCAGGAGGGGCGGGCGAGGCCGGGGCGGGAGGGUCGUUGGAUGAUCUGAGACACCGUCCGAACCCCAACCUCCUGGUGUCUAAGCUCGGAGGUGCUGGCGGUGGCAUU